This is a messenger RNA of Acaulospora morrowiae, 1587 nucleotides long. NCBI's taxonomy places the organism in Eukaryota, Fungi, Glomeromycota, Glomeromycetes, Diversisporales, Acaulosporaceae. The record is from the annotation of a GenBank genome assembly.
AUGCUCGAGUUCAAACCAUCUCUCAAAGAGGUUCAGGACCUCGUGGCCAAAAACGAGGGUAACACAAUUCCCAUUUAUGCCAAAAUUCGUGCUGACUUGCUCACCCCCGUGGGUGCAUAUCUGCGAAUAGCGGAGAAAAGUCAGCAUUCUUUCCUUCUCGAGUCUGUGACCGGUGGUGAAAAAAUCGGUCGAUAUUCAUUCCUCGGUGCAGACCCAUAUAAAGUGCUUCGAACCGGGGACCAUGAGGCUGUCAAAGGAGAUCCUUUAUUGGUUCUCGAGAAAGAAUUAGGUUCCAUCAAGUUCGUUUCCGUUCCUGGAAUUCCAAAAUUCACCGGCGGAGCCAUAGGGUAUAUUUCGUAUGAUUGCGUGCGAUACUUUGAGCCACGGACUGCACGCGAUUUACAGGAUCCUAUCGGCCUUCCGGAUUCGGUCUUCCUAUUUUGCGAUACAUUAAUCGUCUUCGAUCAUCUCUACCAGAUUUUGAACAUUAUUUCUCAUUAUCGAUCUGAAUCGUCGGAUCCAAAUGAAGUGGAAAGUCAUUACAAUCAAGCAACAGAAAAAAUAAGGCAUAUUUUUGAUUUAUUACAAAAAGAAUUUGUUCUGGAACCGCCUCAGGGUGAAAUUCGCCUCAAUCAGGCUUCCGUGUCGAAUGUGGGCAAGCCAGGAUAUGAAGGAUUUGUGACAACGAUAAAACAACACAUAAAGAAAGGUGACAUCAUUCAGGCCGUCCCUUCGCAGAGAUUAUCACGGUCGACUAGCCUACACCCCUUCAACAUUUAUCGAAGUUUGCGAACACUAAAUCCAUCCCCGUACCACUUUUACAUCGACCUGAAGGAUCAUCAGAUAAUCGGCGCAUCUCCUGAACUCCUGGUAAAAGUUGAAGAUGAAAUAGUUUAUACUCAUCCAAUAGCGGGUACACGCAAACGUGGUAAAACUCAAGAAGAGGACGAAAGACUUGCCGACGAAUUGCUAAAUGACGAAAAAGAAAGAGCCGAACAUAUUAUGCUUGUUGACCUUGGGCGAAAUGAUGUCAAUCGCGUUUGUCAACCCAAGACCGUCAAAGUUGAUUCGCUGAUGAAAAUUGAAAGAUAUAGUCACGUAAUGCAUAUUGUGAGUCAAGUUUCCGGCAAACUUCGUCCGGAUAAAACAAGGUCUUUCACAUCGAUUUCUGAUUCCAAAAUUCUUGUUCUGAAACAUUUCACCUGUGAAAAUUCAUGCUUUACGGAUUUGCAUCUUUAUAAUAGAUUUGACGCGUUUAGAUCCAUCUUUCCUGCGGGAACCGUUUCAGGCGCACCCAAGGUAAGAGCCAUGGAGAUUAUUGCCGAGCUGGAGAAAGAAAGGCGUGGUGUCUAUGCUGGUGCCGUGGGUCAUUUUGAUUUUUCGAAUUCUAUGGAUACCUGCAUCGCAAUACGCACGAUGUUGUUCAAAGAUGGCGUUGCUUAUCUUCAAGCAGGAGGCGGAAUUGUAUAUGACAGUGUCGAAGAAGAUGAAUAUCAAGAAUCCAUAAACAAGCUCAAAUCAAGUGUGAUUUGUAUCGAUCAAGCCGAAGAUUAUUAUCUAAAAUUGCAAAAUAAUCAGAAUGUAUAA